AUGUUCAUAAGGAUUACUAAUAUUUGGUCCUUAUUGAUACUUAAUUUAAAAUUUAAUAUUAAAUCCAAUUAAAUUAGCUAUAAAUAAUGUUAUAGGUUGUUUUUGGAAUAUUAAUCAAAAUCUUGUCAAGAAUAUGAUCCUUUAUCAAUGAAUGAUUAGAACUGUUAUAAUUCUAGUUUUGGAACCUUCCAUUGGAAGAAAGAAGAAGGGGAGUGUAUUUCUUGUUAUUAAUAAUUGUUGAUUCUAUCGAUUAUUAUAAUAAUGCUAAUUUGA
Messenger RNA from Paramecium pentaurelia, 273 nucleotides. The record is from the annotation of a GenBank genome assembly. Lineage: Eukaryota; Ciliophora; Oligohymenophorea; Peniculida; Parameciidae.